Molecule: messenger RNA, 2224 nt
Organism: Striga asiatica
Lineage: Eukaryota; Viridiplantae; Streptophyta; Magnoliopsida; Lamiales; Orobanchaceae
Source: the annotation of a GenBank genome assembly
GUCAGAGUACCAUACGAUUCUCCACCUUAGAGUUUCUGUCGGUAUUACUCGCGAUUAAUUUUCUUCUAAUUUUAAAAUCCUCGUAGACAAAUCCAGCUUGCAGCGCUAAUAUUUAUGUCUGCAAAUUGGUUAUUUUCGAGGGGAAGGAUAGAAGGAUUGCAUCCUCUUUGCUCAUGACUACUCCAUUUUUCUUUCUUUUUUUUCGGACUUCUAAUCGACGAACUAAAAUUACAGGUUUCACGAAUUGUGCGUCUUCAAAUUCUGCCUGACGACGGCCAAUUAGUUGAAGUUCUAUCGCUAAUUAGAUCUUUCAAGAUUUUUCUGCUUCAUCAAUGCCGAUGAUGGUCUGAAAGCAUCCAUGACCUCCUUAAUCUCAACAUCCAGAUAAAUACUUCCCCCUUGAACCGAAUUUAACAAUACUCACAACUCCAUGAGUGUUGAAAACGAGGAGGCCGAGCUUCAUUCGGUCUCCUGGAACCAGGACCAUGGCUGCUUUGCAGCUGGAACUAGCCAUGGCUUUCGCAUAUAUAAUUGUGAACCCUUCAAAGAGACCUUCAGGCGUGAUCUGAAAAGCGGGGGAUUUAAGAUAGUUGAGAUGCUCUUCAGGUGCAAUAUACUUGCCCUCGUCGGCAGUAAAGUCAACACCCAAUACCCUCCUAAUAAAGUGAUCAUAUGGGACGAUCACCAAAGUAGGGUUAUUGGUGAGUUCUCCUUCAGAUCCGAGGUUCGUGCAGUUAAGCUCAGGCGUGACUGUGUGGUAGUUGUUCUUGAGCAUAAGAUAUAUGUGUAUAAUUUUAUGGAUCUCAAGCUUUUGUAUCAAAUAGAGACUUUGGGGAAUUCGAGAGGACUUUGUUGUUUGUCGCAGCAUAUGAACACAUCGGUUUUGGCCUGCCCGGGUUUGAGGAGAGGGCAAGUUCGAGUCGAGCAUUUUGGUCUGAACGUUACGAAAUUGAUUAACGCUCAUGAUUCGAGGGUGGCUUGUUUGACCUUGACAAUGGAUGGGCUUCUACUUGCGACUGCCAGCGUUAGGGGGACGCUGAUAAGGAUUUUCAACACGAUGGAUGGUACUCGGUUGCAAGAGGUUCGUAGAGGGACAGAUAAAGCAGAUAUAUACAGUAUUGCUUUAUCUCCAAAUGUUCAGUGGUUAGCUGUGUCCAGCGACAAAGGCACUGUCCACAUAUUUAGUCUCAGAGUGCGGGUGGUUGGUGAGGAUAUGUCAACUGAUUCGAGGGCUGCUAAAAAUCCGGAAUUCUUUACUCAGCAUUCUUCAAACUCUCUUGAUCCUCUAAUUUCUCCGAGUUCCGGUGCUAAUCCUGGAUUGUCGUUUUCAUUCAUGAAAGGGGUUUUACCUAAAUAUUUCAGCUCAGAGUGGUCCUUUGCUCAGUUCCACUUGCCGGAGAACACCCACUUCAUUGCUGCAUUUGGUUCUCAAAACUCUGUUAUUAUUGUGGGCAUGGAUGGAAGUUUCUACAGGUGCAGCUUUGACUCGAUCAAUGGAGGUGCAAUGGUGCAGCAGGAAUAUAUACGCUUUCUGAAAACUGAAAAUCGAUCUCGAUAAGGGCCUGAUAUGACGGUAUUCAGUGAGCUACACAAGCACCCUUAUUUAUCUGUGUAAUUACACCAAGAUCCUUUACAUGUACAUAUAACACAUGUUUAUUUCAUAAUGUAACGUUCGGCUUUGAUGCAAAUAAGUGAAAGGCAAUGCAAACACACACACGUAAACGGUGUAAACUGCACACUAUUUUCGUGUUGUUUGUUGUUACCCAGUGAAUAUUUGUAGAAAAACAAAGAAAGACAGACGGAGGGUUGUAGAGAGUAUAAGUGCUUAAUUAGGGGCCAGAAAUAGUGGAAGGAAAGGUGGAGCUUGUCAAAUGCCUCUUAAAAAGCAGGACGUGCUUAUUUCAUGAGACACGCCUCGUAUGAUAUAAACAAAGGCGAGGCGCAUACGUGUACAUAAAAAGAAAGGUUGUGUAAUUGGUUAUACCUUGUCUCUCUCCCCAGCUAGCCAUUUUUCCUUGAUUACCUAAAGAUUAUGUUUUAAAGCCCAAGUCCUUUCUCAUCACUUAGAAUUGGUAUCCGUUGUGCCAACACGAACGUUUUUUUAGCAAUUUGUCUGUGCUAUUCCAGGGGUCAUACAGACCAUGUUGCUUCAAAACAAACACUAACUUGGGAUUUUUUAUGGACUUUGAACCAACAAAAGGUAUGUGCACGUUGUCAUGAGUUU